Messenger RNA from Nerophis ophidion (straightnose pipefish), 2052 nucleotides. It is a transcript of the gene mthfsd, whose product is annotated as methenyltetrahydrofolate synthetase domain containing. The coding region runs from base 500 to 1918 and encodes 472 amino acids. The record is from RefSeq and is a predicted model, not a curated record. Gene Ontology annotation, cellular component: cytoplasm. The transcript has 8 exons. Gene Ontology annotation, molecular function: RNA binding. NCBI's taxonomy places the organism in Eukaryota, Metazoa, Chordata, Actinopteri, Syngnathiformes, Syngnathidae.
AUUGAAACUUGUAUUAGUAUAUAGAACAGUACAUAUUCCGUACAAUUCACCACUAAAUGGUAACAGCUGAAUACGUUUUUCAACUUGUUUAAGUCGGGGUUCAGGGAGUGUUUUGUAUUACUGUAACAUUUUAAAAACGCAAUGACCAUAUAUGGACAUAACGCUCGUACGUAUAAAUAGGUUAACCAUCGUCAUGCUUUAUCGUUGUCUUUAAACUAACCACGCUAUACGUUGGAUUAGAACUCAAAACAUGCUGUUUUGAACUGAUGUUGAAAUGUUAACGACAUCAAUUGCUUAGUGCUGUGACGUCACAAGUCCUACUGCCGCCUUGUGGCAAGGUUUGCGUUUCGACAGAUUUGACCUUCCUGCUUUGCCGUAGAGAGAAUAAACAUUGUCACGCAGCUGUUCUUGUCGUGUUACGUUACUUACAUAUCACAUCUCACGUUGAAGUUAUUCCUUCGAAAUACAUCGUGAAGAAUUGUUUCUGUGACAAAACGUCAUGGAGCCGCUGAUAAAGAUCAACCCAGGAGCAACCAAAUGGGACAUUCGUGGGAAAGUUUGGGACUACAUCGAAGACAACAAUCUGGCUAACUUCCCCCGGCCCGUUCAUAACAGAAUCCCCAAUUUCAAGGGUGCUAGUCAAGCCUGCGACAGGCUUGCUGAUCUGCAAGAGUUCAAGUUAAGCCAGACAGUUAAAAUAAACCCAGACAGACCUCAGCAGCAGGCCCGCUUUAUCACGCUGCAAGCACACAAAACGUUAUUGGUCCCAACCCCUCGUCUUCGCUCUGGCCUUUUUAACAAGAUUGUUCCUCCCCAGGGAGCCAACAAGGAACAGCUGCGCAUAUGCUGUUCCUCACAGGGUGUGAAAGAGUUUAGCGUGCCGAUUGACCUGGACAGCAAAGUCAAGAUUGACCUUGUGGUGGUUGGCUCUGUGGCUGUGUCAGAGAAAGGUGCCCGCAUUGGAAAAGGGGAAGGCUAUGCAGAUUUGGAGUAUGGAAUGAUGGCCUCAAUGGGAGCUGUAAAUGAGUCUACUGUUGUGGUCACUAUUGUCCACGACUGUCAGGUAGUGGACAUUCCUGAUGAGCUGAUGGAAAGUCACGACCUGACUGUGGACUACAUACUCACCCCAAGCAGAGUUAUUCAGACAAACUGCCAGUCUAAGAAACCACAAGGAAUCAUUUGGACCAAGCUGCAUACAGCUAAGCUGGAGAAGAUCCCCAUCUUGAAGAAGUUCUUGGCCUUGGAGGAAGAGGCAGGGAAGGACGUCACACUUGGGCCAGAGCCUCCUGCAACCGAGUCACCUUUCCAACACGCUCACCCCAAAAGGGAAAACAAACGCAAGCCAAGGCAGAAAGUCAGAGAAGAUGCCCGAGAAGAGUUCAAUGAGGAAAGAAGUGGGGAAGCAGACCCGAACACAAGAAGACGUCCACCUCGAGUGAGGAAAGAAAGCAGAGGAAGUGAAGGAGAGGGUGUUGAAAAGAGAAAGAGAACAAGAGGAGGUGAAGGGAAUAGGAAAGAGAAGAGUCAGGAGAGCGAAGGAGAAGUUCUGACCCAAAGUAACUGCCUUCCCGGUGUCACCACCGUGUAUCUGGGUGGGAUUCCUACCGGGCUGCGCGUGAGUGAGCUGAAGAUCGCCCUCAGAGAGAAAGAGGCGGGGCCACUCAGGCUCACCUGGCAGGGAGCUCAGCGCCGGGCAUUCCUGGACUACAGCGACCAGCAGGCUGCUGAGAAGGCUCUGGAGGCUCUGCAGGGGCUCAGUCUGAAUGGUCAAAGCGUGCAGGUCGAGCUGGCCAAGAGCCAACGUCGCAGCAAGAGGCCUGGCACUUCUUAUCGCAGACCAAAACCACCCACUGCUCCGACGUGCGAUGCAGAAGCAACCGUUUCAAAGAGCGAUGCUCCUGAAGAGAUUGAGCAGUAAAAACACAAAAAAUAACUGCACUAACCCUGAGAUGCCUUAAUAACACUUUGGUUUGUUGAAAUGUAUCGGAUUGAUUACAGUAGAGCCAGAAUUGUAUAUUGAGCAACAUCUAAAUAAAAUAUGCAACAAAAGGA